ACAGAUAGAUUCAAGCGAGUUGGCAGCUCGAGCGUUUGUUUUUGCGGCAGAAAAGUCGCUCGCUUACGUUUAAUUAAAUUUUCUUAAAUAAAAUGGCCACAAAGCGACCCAAUAAUAGUGUAGUGCUGGCGCAAGAGCCCAAACGCAGCAAAAAUGACAUUGUGGCAUAUACAAAUCGAGACAAAGCGCUACUGGAAUCGGGCGUGCGUCGCACUUCCAAUCUGCAAGCGCCCAUCAUGCAGCUGGAGGGACAUGAAGGCGAAAUAUUUACCACAGAAUUUCAUCCUGAAGGCGAAAUGUUGCUCUCCUCUGGUUUCGAUAGGCAGCUGUAUAUCUGGCAGGUAUAUGGCGAGUGUGAGAAUAUAAUGGCCAUGUCUGGGCAUAGUGGAGCCGUCAUGGAGGCGCACUUUACGCCGGAUGGUUCGCAUAUAUUCACCUGCUCCACAGACAAAACGCUCGCCAUUUGGGACAUUGUGACAGGCCAACGAGUGCGACGUCUGAAAGGCCAUACGAACUUUGUGAAUAGUGUGCAAGGUUCGAGGCGUGGUCAGCAGCUGUUGUGCUCUGGCAGCGACGAUCGCACCAUACGCAUUUGGGAUGCACGCAAAAAGCAGCCAGCGCAUGUCCUCGAAUCGCCCUUUCAAUUGACAGCCGUUUGCUUUGGCGAUACCAGCGAACAGGUUAUUAGUGGUGGCAUAGACAACGAGCUGAAGAUCUGGGACAUACGCAAACAGCAGGUGUUGCAUCAUCUGCGUGGCCAUACGGAUACAAUUACAGCGGUUGCUCUCUCCCCUGAAGGAGAUUUUGUCCUAACAAAUGCGAUGGAUAAUACACUGCGUGUUUGGGACGUGCGCGCCUAUGCGCCUGGCGAGCGUUGCGUCAAGGUUUUCCAGGGCCAUCAGCAUAACUUUGAGAAGAAUCUACUGCGCUGUGCCUGGGCGCCAGGUGGUGACAAAAUUAGCGCUGGAUCAGCGGAUCGACAUGUCUAUGUUUGGGAUGUGAACACGAGAAGAAUACUGUACAAGUUGCCUGGACACAAUGGCAGCGUGAAUGAUGUGGACUUUAGUCCGAAGGAGCCCCUAAUAUUGUCGGCCUCAAGCGAUAAGACGUUGUAUCUAGGCGAGAUUGAGGAUUAGCUUCUGUUGCUGGGAAUUUGAGAAUUAGCUGUUAGAUUUUGUAACUAGGGGAGACUUAGGAGCAGUUGCUAAAGUUUAGAUGAGAACGAAUUUGGGCAAGACAUAGAACUAGAUUGAAACUAAAUGUUUCAUUCUGUAUCUGAGCUGGACUAAGAACAGAUUUAAGAUUAGCAAUUAGAUGCUUUCCUAAGUCAGAGUUGACUGUCUAUAUGGCCUAGUUUAAAGACUAGCUACUAAUGUGUAUAUCUAAUCAAGCUCAAAGAUCAGCUCUUCAUCCUCAUAACUAAGACUUGCUAAUAGACCCUUUUUCUAUAUCUAAACUACAGUUCUUCCAGCUAAUUCUUACAUCUAAACAAGUUUCAAUCUUAAGCCAGCGCCGCGUGUAUCACAAAUAAGUUUUAUUUUUC
Molecule: messenger RNA, 1543 nt
Organism: Drosophila hydei
Lineage: Eukaryota; Metazoa; Arthropoda; Insecta; Diptera; Drosophilidae
Product: U5 small nuclear ribonucleoprotein 40 kDa protein
Exons: 3
Coding region: 93-1136 (347 amino acids)
Cellular component (GO): catalytic step 2 spliceosome
Molecular function (GO): protein binding; RNA binding
Source: RefSeq, a predicted model, not a curated record